Messenger RNA from Daphnia pulex (common water flea), 6893 nucleotides. Its product is annotated as neurogenic protein mastermind-like. Gene Ontology annotation, cellular component: nucleus. Gene Ontology annotation, biological process: regulation of transcription by RNA polymerase II. NCBI's taxonomy places the organism in Eukaryota, Metazoa, Arthropoda, Branchiopoda, Diplostraca, Daphniidae. Gene Ontology annotation, molecular function: RNA polymerase II cis-regulatory region sequence-specific DNA binding; DNA-binding transcription factor activity, RNA polymerase II-specific. The coding region runs from base 1232 to 5077 and encodes 1281 amino acids. The transcript has 4 exons. The record is from RefSeq and is a predicted model, not a curated record.
AGAAAAGAAACGACGAGACACACACAAGGCAGUUUGUGUGUGUGUGCGUGUGCGCGCCGGACCGAGUUCCAAUCAGCUGCAGGAUUUUUUUUUAAAUACUUUUUUUUCCCAUUUUCUUAUUUUUAUUUUUUCAAGUCCUGCCGAUUUUUUGAACGCGCCAAUCUUUUAUUCGUCGGCCGCCGUUUACCGGAAGAACCCUUAAAGCCUAAUAUUUGAAUUAUAGUUACAAGCAUCGAAUCAAAGUUGAUUUGUGCUGUAUAGAACGAGCGGCUGUGUGUGUGUGUCCUGCAGUGCUGGUGAAAUCCUAAAUAACAAACUCGCAGCAUAUAUAGGAUCCAAAGAGAGAAGAACGGCCGUCGCUGUUGUGCUGUGCUGUGCUGAGUGGCGUCGGCGCCCGCGCACAUCAAUUCAUCCUAUAGUCCUCUGGCGUGUGCUGUAGCCAAACAGCAGCAGAAGAAGAAGCCGAGAGUGAGGCACACAUCCAGGAGUUUCGUGUAUAUCCAACCGAAAGUGUCAGCCAGCGCUGCUGCUGGCACUACCAAGUGACUCAUUCCACAGUGAAAAUAUAGGCAAAUUAUAUAGUCCUAUAUAAACAAGAAUUCAAUUCAUUCCCAGUUGUAUCAUCAUCAUUCCAUCAUUACAACCCAAAUCGCGAAGGCCUACAAGUGAAAAUUCAUCUGUGCCACCAGCACCAUCAAUCGGAUAGUUUCAGCGUCGAAUUGUGUGGGGUGUUUGUGGGUGUGUGAAAACAUUUCGGAUAUUAGUUGGUAAAUCGAACGAUCGUCUCAAAAAAGAAAACGCCAUCCAUCACAUCGGAUUAUAUCAAUGAAUUAGAAAUUGCCAGUGUUUUGGUGAUGGCCAUUGUGGAAGGCGAAGCUUUGGCCGGUGGCGGCGACGGCGGCUGCGCCCUCCGACGCGCCGUCGACGGUGGCGGCAGAAACGACGUCGGCCCUCUAUGAAAAAAGAACGAAAUAUAUUCACAGCGCCUCUCAAUGCUUCUGAUUUCAACGAAACGAAACUAAUGACAUAAACCACUAAAUCAAAGUGAUUUCAUUCAUUCCAUUAUAUAUUUCUCCGAAUUAUAUCAACAUUCCAGUCAAUCGAUCAUUCCAUUUGAUUCUAGUCGUGUGUCUAAUAACUCUAUUCUAUAUAUUACUCAACUAGUCAAACAAACAAACAAGUGAGCGGGGAAAUCGCGUCGACAAUUUGUGAGCGCCAAUGAACGAGUGUCAUGGAGCGGGACGUGUCGGAUCGUGAGCUGCUGGAGAAUCGCAAUUUGAUCGGUCACUUGUCGUUCAACUGGCGCGAAUUGCAGGCCGAUGUGGCCGACUGCGUACAACAAGAAGAAGAAGACGAACAGCAACAACAACAACACGAUCGCCAUCAUCACAUUCAUCAACGGGGUUUGGUUUUGAGCGAGCGAUCAUCGCCACGAGCGACGAUCAUGCGCUCUCGCCGAUUGCGUCACGAGCUCGGCGGCGAGCGGGAACCGCAGCAGCAGCAGCACCGAAGGAGAGAAGAAGAAGAACAAGACGAUGAAGAAGAAUUGGAAUCGGCAACGUCGCCUGGACCUCCGCCACAGUCGCCAGCGGGAGGAGUCCCAGCACCUCCGGCGUCGGCGGCAACGCCGUCCAGCACUCCGCCGUCGUUCGGUCUGCGCGGCCGGUUACGUCGGCCGGUCAUCCACCAGUCGCCAGUGCCUCCGUCGCCUCCGCAUUUCUACGACGACGACGACGACGAGGAAACGACGACCAUGACCCGAGGAGGAAAUGAAUUGGACGACGACGACGACGUCGAAGAGCAGAUGGUUAGUUACCGGCAUCGCCACCAGGAGGCAGCCGGAGGGCAGCAGCUAGUUGGAGGCGGAGCUCUGACUUCGCCGGCUCCUCCUACUUCGCCCGGCGCCCAGCGCCACCACCACCACCACCACCCACACCACCACCUCCACCAGCAGCACCAAGAGUCCCACCACCUCCAGCAGCAGCAGCACCACCACCACCACCACAACUUGCAACUCGUUUCGUCAACGGAGGCAGGUGCUGCUGGACUGGCCGGCGCCAGUGUUUGUCCUGACCUGGACGACGACGGAGAGGCUCAGCUGAUCGCUCGCGGCUCCAGCCACCACCACCUCCAGCCUCAUCUCCCGCACCUCAGUCACCACCACCACCACACCCACUUGGUGAGCGGCAGCAGUGCCAACUCACAACAACAUUUGCAACAACAACACCACCGGCAACUACCUCCAACGGUUCUCUCCGGAUUUCAUUCGCCCGGAAGUCAAGUGCUCGUGGUCCAUUCGCCUGCGGCGGCGGCUCCUCAACACCCCGAGGAGGAGGAGGAUGACCAGGAGGAGCGAUCCUCUUAUCUCUUGUCCCACCGCCAACAACAACACCUGCAACAACAACACAUCCAAAGCGCCGGAUUGCAGCCGGAUAACAACAAUCCAGGAGGUGGUCCAUCAGCAUCGUCGGCCAGCAACGGCAACAACAACAGUGAAGCCAAUAAUCAUUUCGAUUCCGGCGAUCCGGCGUCUGUGCAACAACAGCACGAGGACAACAACAGCGACCCGCAGGAUUUGCGGCUGGUGGUCCGCCAUCGCGGGGUAGUGACUAGACCGUCGCAACUGGACAACAACCAACAGCAUCCGCAUCCGCCGGAAGAAAACGACGACGACCUCGUCGACGAGGAGGAAAGUGAACUGAUCCAGCACCGGACGGACAGCGACGACGGUGGCGACGACGACGUCCAUCCGCACCACCACCAUCCGCACCACCAGCACCACCACCUCCAGCAACAACAUCACCAACAACAACACCACCACCACCCGCAACACCACCACCCGCAGCAACAGCAUCCGGUGGCCGGUGGCGUCGAUUCGCCGCUGGGGUCGGCCGAUUCCGGUCUGCUCAGUCCCGGCGAAUUGAGUCCGUCGCGCGGCCUGACGAUGCUGGACGCGGCCGACUACCGGGCCAUCCACGCCUCGACCGAGUCCAGCUACCAGACCCUGCAGUCGCUGGGCUCGUCGGGCAGCAACAACAACGGCCCAGGUGGCGGAGGAUCGUCCAGGAUGUCACCGCAUCCGUCGGCCUUUGUCGGAGGAGGAGGCAACAAUGGCGGCGGAGGCAAUUCCGGCUCUUACGCCACUCUGACGCCGCUCCAGCCGCUGCCGCCCAUCUCUACCGUCUCUGACAAGUUCGCCUACAGCCACCAUCCGCAACAACAGCAACAACAACAACAGCAGAGCAUGCAACAACAGCAGCUGAGUCACCACCACCACCAGCAACAACAGCAGCAACAACUUCAGAUGCACCACCACCACCAUCACCUGCAACAACACCAGCAACAACAUCAACAACAACACCACCAGCACCACGGCGGCAACAACAACGUGUCCGGCUCGUUCACCGUCAUGCAGAACAGCGCCGGAUUCGUCGGGCAGAUGGGCGGGAUGGCCGGGGGGCAGCACGGCGGGCCCGGCGGCGGUGGUUACGCCGGUGGCUAUUCCGUCGACAAGCUUCCGCCGAUGGCCCUGUCGCCUCCGCCGCAGCAGCACGGCCACUACGGCCAGCACCACUCGGUGGUGGUGGCCGGACUCCACCAGACGUCGCCGCUGUCGCCGUCGUACGGGACGGGCGGCCACCAGCAGAACAACGGCCUGCACUCGCCCAGCAAAUCGCUGGACUCGCCGACCGGUUACGACUACACCAUCCGCGGAGGAGGCGGCGGCGGAAGCAGCAACGGAUGCCUGGGCCCGGCCCAGCACAGUCCCGGCGGCCCGUUGAGUCCGCAAUCGCACAGUUCGCUCCAUUCGCCUCCGCACGCCGGAUACAGCGUCCUGAGUCAGGUGGCCAUGAACGGGCUGGCCGGCCCGGGUGGGCCGCUCAGUCCGCCACCUCAGCAACUGUCGCCGCAACAACACGGACAUCAGUCCCAGCAGCACGGCGGCCAGCAGCAGAUGAGUCCGACGCCUCCGCCCGGCUUGAGCCUGAUGGAGCGGAUGGAGCGGAUGGAGCGGAUGAGAGACGCCAUGCCACAAUCGCCUUCGCCGCCGCUGGGCGUUUCGCUCUCACGCGACGCCAUGAUCAGUUCCAUGGGCGGAGGGACCAUCCACCUGGCCAGUUCCAGUCAAAUCCACCUGGCCGGCCACUCGCAACAACAACAGCAACAACAACAAUUCGGACCGGGCUCGGUGGGUGCGACGGCGUCCAAACAUUCGCCGCCGUCGUCCAUCUCGACCAGCAGUCCCAGCAACGGCGGAGGUGGCGGAGGUGGGGGUGGCGGAGGAGUCGGCGGAGGAGGCGGAGGUGGUAGCAACAACAGCAGCAACAACGGAGCCGAGCUGGAAGAGAUCAACACCAAAGAAUUGGCGGCCCGGAUUUCGGCCGAGUUGAAGCGGUACAGCAUCCCGCAGGCGAUUUUCGCCCAGCGGGUCCUGUGCCGGUCGCAGGGCACCUUGUCCGACCUGCUGCGCAACCCCAAGCCCUGGUCGAAGCUCAAGUCCGGCCGGGAAACCUUCCGCCGCAUGUGGAAGUGGCUCCAAGAACCGGAAUUCCAGCGCAUGUCGGCACUCCGCUUGGCCGUUGGAGGACAUGCCCAGCAACACACGCCGCCGUUCGGGGAGCCACCCACAGUUGCAGUUGUUUGCAAGCGCAAAGAAGAGCAACCGCCGCCACCGGAGCAACCUUCACCAAAGAAGCCUCGUCUGGUUUUUACCGAUUUGCAACGGCGAACACUCCAGGCCAUUUUCAAAGAAACGAAACGACCGUCUAAAGAAAUGCAGGUGACGAUAGCCAAGCAACUGGGGCUGGAGCCGACGACGGUGGGCAAUUUCUUCAUGAACGCCCGGCGUCGCUCGAUGGACAAGUGGAAAGACGAGGACGGCGGCGCCAAAUCGCCGGGCACGAGCAGUAUGGGCGACGUGGACGGCUGCGACGUCGACGGGGCUGGCUCGGUCAGCAUGUGCGGCAGUCCGUCACCGGCCUCGUCGCCCACCGGGGCCGGCGGCGGCGACCCGCACGGCGGUCACGUCAUCAGCCACGGAUCCCUGCACCACUCGCUGGCCACCGACGCCUUAUGACAACAACAGAACCAGCACCACCUGAUCGCAUUCGGCCAGUAACAAGUUACCAAAAAACAUUUUCAAAAAAUUAAUAAAUAAAAUAUCCCCCCCCCCCUCCCAAACAAAAAACAAAACAUAUGGACACACACCGACGGCUACCUCGACGUUCAAAUAACCUCCCCUUCUCAUCUCUGCUCCCUAUGAAAAAAUUGCGCGGGAAAAAAAUAACGUUCAAAUAUUUUCUAGUCGUGAAACCCCCCAAAACAAACUGAGUCAAACAGCCCAGUGAGGGACUGGAGUCCCUGCUCGGUUUCAAACUUAUCAACUUAAAAUGAUCUCUCUCGCUAUUAGAUUUAACGAUGAUAUCAAUACUGCUGCAAAAGAAAGAAAAACAAGUGCUAGUCAAAAUGAAUGCAAAAUGAUUUUUGUGUUUUUUACCCACGAGAAUUUCGUUUUCCCGCCAUUUCGCCAUUUGCAUUCCAUCACACGAGUCCUUUUUUUACAUCAAUAGUCGAAAGGUGCCGGCGCUUAAUUAUGUGAAUGAAAAAUUCGGGAGAAAGAAAAAAAAAGAAACAUUUACCAGUGAUCUCAUGUCGAAUGGUAUAUCAAUUCACCCACAUCUUUAGUCAUUCCGAACAACAAAAACAAAAAAAGGAAUAACAAUUUGAUCUCUUAAUAUCUAAACCAUUCCAUAAAAUAAAUUUAAUAGUCAUUUUUCAUUAUUAUUAUCGAUCCUCCCCACCCACCCUCUCUAUACAUAAACAAAUUAAGGAAAACCCGUGCGUGUGGUGUGCUGUGUGUUGUGUGUGUUUUUGGGGUAUGUCACAAUCGCUCAAGGAUCGUGCGCGUCCACACAAAAAAAAAACGAUUUCGGGGAGAUUCACGAAAAGAAAUGAGAACAAAAAAGUUAUUUCGCGUCAAAUUCAAAAAUUGAAAAAAAGAAAACCAAGUCUAAAUUAUAUACAGGCCUAUUUUAUGUAUGCCGUAUAUAUCGUGCUGAGCAGAAGAGCGACCAACCGGAGAAUGGGGAAGAAAAAACCAUCACAAAAUUUGAAAAAAAUAGUCCAUAUGAUAUAAUAUAUAGCCUCUAGUCCUUAAUAUAUAUUAUAUAAUAAACUCUUGUCAGCCAGUUUUAUAUAAUAGACCUAAAAAUCUAAGUCGGCGAUUGAUGGCAAAGAAAAAUGGCAGCCGUUCGUCUCUCCCGAGUGCUCCCGCGGGUUGAUAUAAAUAUAAAUAUACAUUCGUUUUUCUUUUCAAUUAAAAGAAACACACACACCCACACACACACCCACCUGGUCUUAAUAUAUAUAUAUAUAAUCGAGAUUAUCCUCCACAUCACAUCAUCAUUAGAUAAUCUAUAAUAUUGCUCCCCCCCCCCAACACCACCACCUUUUUCGACAACACACAUCACUCUAAAAAAAUCAUCACUCGUGUCUAUGUGUAUAACUAAUAAUCCCGAUCAUUUUUGAUUCGCGCCGAUUUUUCAUUUGAAAAAAAUGGCGGGAAGCCGGCGUGUGUAUGAAUUGUGCUGUGUAUUUAAAAUAACUUCUCUCUAUAGUUUAAUUUCCCCGAGAAAAUAAUGCGGUAUUAUUAUUAUUCAAUUAUAAUAGCCUUUCCCUGUUCGAAUCAAACACGCUCUUUUCUCUUCUUCUUAUUUCUUCUUUUUCGUUUCAUUUUCCUUUUGUAUACAAAAACCAAAAUAUUUCCCAUCGGUGCGUGUCCGUGGCUAUAUAUUUCUCAUCGCAUUCCAUCAUGUACAUUUUUACAAGAAAAACUAAAAUUUCGAUUUAGAAAAAAAAAAAAAAAUUCCCGACCGGUCACGAAAACAAAAAUU